GUAGCUAUGCUCAGAGAUGGGUUGCCUAUCUCUUCAAUCGGUGGAAACAAAAGUUUAAUUCUACCAAAUAAUCCGCUCUUUCUGAAGCAAGUGGAACACACAAUCUAGUUGAAAUGUAAGUUCAUUCUAACUCUUAAAUCCUUUGAGAUGUUUUAUUUUAUUUUGCCUUCUUGGAUCAAUCAAUUUAGUAAAAAGCAAUUGUUUUGCAAUCAUGAAAAAUAUACACAGUAAACCUUUAUGAAAUAAUUGCUUAUACUGUAAGAUAUUUAUGUUAUACUAUGGCCCCGUGGAAGUUUAUGUUAAAUUUUCAUUAUUAUUAUUUUUGAAACAGAAGAUGGGGGAUUGGAACUUGUUGGGGAGUAUCUUAGAAGAGGUACAUAUUCAUUCAACCAUUGUGGGAAAAAUCUGGCUAACCAUCCUUUUCAUAUUCCGGAUGCUCGUACUUGGUGUGGCAGCAGAGGAUGUUUGGGACGAUGAGCAGAGUGAGUUUGUGUGCAACACGGACCAGCCUGGGUGUAAGAAUGUGUGCUAUGACGAUGCAUUCCCCAUUUCUCUUAUCCGAUACUGGGUGUUACAAAUAAUUUUUGUGUCCUCUCCCUCUCUGGUGUACAUGGGACAUGCACUGUACCGUUUGAGGGCCCUUGAAAAAGAAAGACACAAAAAAAAAGCUUUCCUGAAAGCAGAGCUAGAGGGCGCUGAGCCCGUUCAUGAAGACAGACAGAGGAUAGAGAGGGAGCUGAGGAAGCUGGAGGAACAGAAGAGAGUAAGGAAAGCUCCACUCAGGGGCUCCUUGCUGCGCACAUAUGUUUUCCAUAUCUUGACGAGGUCGGUGGUGGAGGUUGGCUUCAUAGUCGGACAAUAUGUACUCUAUGGCAUUGGGCUGGAUCCUUUGUACAAAUGUGAGAGACUGCCUUGCCCAAACAGUGUGGAUUGCUUUGUGUCCAGACCAACUGAGAAGAACAUUUUCAUGAUCUUCAUGCUCGUCAUCGCUGGGGUUUCUUUGUUCUUGAAUCUCCUCGAGAUAUUCCACCUGGGAGUGAAGAAAGUCAAACAAAGUCUGUAUGGAAAUAAAGGUGCAGAUGAUGACAGCAUAGUAUACAGGUCCAAGAAAAACUCCAUGGUCCAGCAGGUGUGUGUCCUUACAAACUCAUCUCCACAAAAGAUGAUGCAGUUCACUCAGACAUCUUGCACAAUGGAUGCUGUCCCCUUGUACAUGCCUUCAGUAGCUCCUCACAACGAUGGUGGUGGCACCAACAGUUCAGAGCAGUACCCUAGACAGCUGGGGGCCGUGGAGCGCUGCUACACCCUGGACCAGAGGAACCACUCAUGCAGCAGUGAUGACUCCAACAGGCCUAAAGGCUCAGGCCAAACUAGGCACAACGGAGCACAGCCACCUCCUUCACUCCUGGCUAGCCAUAUGGAGAUACCAGCAGCCCUGCAGAACCAGCUGCGCAAACAGAGCCGGGUCAGCGCUCUGCAGGACUUCAGUGACAUGAGUGAUUCACCUGACAGUGACCACUAUCCCACGGCGAGGAAGGCUAGUUUCAUGUCCCGGGGACUCUCUCAGACCAACCUGGCCAGUCCUUCUGAUAGCCCGAACUCCGGGAGUGGGGCGGACACAGAGGCCAAGCGUAUCGCCCAAGGAGAGAGCCCACCUAUGACCCCGCCUCCAUCCAGUGGACGAAGAAUGUCAAUGAGCAUGAUUCUGGAACUAUCUUCAAUCAUGAAAAAGUGAGAACUGGCUGAGGGACCAGAAGGAUCUUGGUGGAGACCCUGAUCGCAAAGCGACACUUCCUUCUAAUUGCCUAAUUGUAUUCAUAAUAACAUAUGUAUAGAGCUCGCAAGUUUGUAAUCCUAAAAACUGGAAAAAUUAGUUAGCACUGUUUCGUUCAGCCAUUCCUAUGGGGGAAUUGAAUAGGGAAAGAAUGGGGCUUUAGGAUGAACACCGAAAAUAAGGUCUUCGUAGCUCUUCUACGUUUUUGUUCUAUGAGAUCAUAUCAGUCAGUUAACAUGACCUUUAUGAAUUAUGAACCCUUUAUGUGCUUGUUUUGAUUACAUAAAUGCUUUGAAAUUCACAAAAAAAGUGACAGCUGUUGAAGAUGAUCUCACAUUUUAGACCUACUAAGCUUGUGUUUAAUACAGACCUUAUUUUCGGGCAUUUAUCCAAAAUGCCUCAACAACAACAACAAAAUGUUUUUCCAAAAGGCUUUGGCCAACGAGCCAUGUCGGAGUUAGUUCCUACAAAAAGACGCCAUUACUAUGUCUCUAUUGUGGACGAGAAGUAAAUGCUUUAGUACAAUUAUGUUGGCAUGGGUAGUUCUAAUUUCUAUUUUUUUAUUUGUCACAUGCUAUCUUUGCGGUAUCACAUUUCAGAUCAUUUUUGUGGAAUUUAUGAGUGAAAGCACAUUAAAAUGACAUUUGACUUAAAGUGAGCAUGUUCAUAUGAUGAGACAUUGGCCUUCUAAGGAAAUUCUUAAAUUUUAAAAGAUUCAUGGCUUGUGAUUGCUAAUACACUUAAAACACUGGGAUAUGAUAACCUCCACUAUACAAAAUAUUUUAUCUCAAAAUGUAAGAAUGAUUUUUGGAAGCACUUUGAUAUUGUUUACUGUACAGAAUGAUGAUAAAGUUGGAGAUAGAAGGGCUCUUCAAAUUCAACUAAAUGUGAAUUUAUUAAUGAACCAUUUAACAUUUAACAUUUAAGUCAUUUAGCAGACGCUCUUAUCCAGAGCGACUUACAAAUUGGUGCGUUCACCUUAAGACAUCCAGUGGAACAGCCACUUUACAAUAGUGCAUCUAAAUCUUUUAAGGGGGGAGGGGGUGAGAAGGAUUACUUUAUCCUAUCCUAGGUAUUCCUGAAAGAGGUAGGGUUUCAGGUGUCUCCGGAAGGUGGUGAUUGACUCCGCUGUCCUGGCGUCGUGAGGGAGUUUGUUCCACCAUUGGGGGGCCAGAGCAGCGAACAGUUUUGACUGGGCUGCGCGGGAACUGUACUUCCUCAGUGGUAGGGAGGCGAGCAGGCCAGAGGUGGAUGAACGCAGUGCCCUUGUUUGGGUGUAGGGCCUG
Messenger RNA from Oncorhynchus nerka (sockeye salmon), 3060 nucleotides. RefSeq names its product gap junction alpha-10 protein-like. The record is from RefSeq and is a predicted model, not a curated record. The transcript is spliced from 2 exons. Lineage: Eukaryota; Metazoa; Chordata; Actinopteri; Salmoniformes; Salmonidae. Gene Ontology annotation, cellular component: connexin complex. Gene Ontology annotation, biological process: cell-cell signaling. Gene Ontology annotation, molecular function: gap junction channel activity. The coding region runs from base 269 to 1735 and encodes 488 amino acids.